Molecule: messenger RNA, 2004 nt
Organism: Babjeviella inositovora NRRL Y-12698
Lineage: Eukaryota; Fungi; Ascomycota; Pichiomycetes; Serinales
Gene: RPN5
Product: proteasome regulatory particle lid subunit
Exons: 1
Coding region: 215-1567 (450 amino acids)
Cellular component (GO): nuclear proteasome complex; proteasome regulatory particle, lid subcomplex; cytoplasm
Source: RefSeq, a predicted model, not a curated record
GCUAACAAUGCUUCCUGGAAUAUACAUGAUAGAUUAUGUUGAAGUUACGACCGGUGUAAAGAUAUUAUCACUCUACGAUAGACAUGGCAGAUGGCCAUUUCGGUCGUGCCUUUACCGCCAUCCCUCAUUCAAAACCGACACUGAGAUUGCCACUUAAACUAUCACACCUUAGUCUCAACCAUCAGAGUUUAGCACCCAUUCCCCAUAUCCCACAAUGUCCAGAGAAGACCCAUUGAAAGCUGAAAAGGACUUUACCGCCACGUUGGAUGAGCAGUUCCCGCAGAUUGACGUGUUAGGUGCCAGCGACUACAAAUCGGCGUUGGACAAGUUGUUGCUCUUGGAGAAGCAGACGAGACAAUCUUCCGAUUUGGCGUCGUCCAAGCGCGUGUUGCUCAAGAUUGUGCAGUUGUUGGUGGCCAACAACGACUGGGAGUUGUUGAAUGAACAGGUGACGUUGUUGGCGAAGAAGCACGGGCAGUUAAAGAACGCGGUGCAGGCGAUGGUUCAGGAGGUGAUCAACCACUUGGAGACGAUUGCAGGCAACGAAAAGUUGACCAUUGCAACGAUUGAGAACAUCCGAAAUGUGACAGAAAACAAGAUACACGUGGAGGUGGAGCGUGCGAGAGUGUCGAAAAAGUUGUCUGAAAUCUACUUUGCCAAGGGAGAUUUGGACAAGGCAGUUGAGAUUUUGUGCGACUUACAGGUCGAGACCUACGGGCUGAUGGAGUUGAGGGAGAAGACGGAGUUCAUCUUACAACAGGUGCAGUUGACUGUGUUGCAGAAGGACUUCACGCAGGCCAAGAUUAUAUCCAAGAAGAUCCUCGUGAAGACCAUCGCCAAAUUUGCGGACUUAAAGAUCAGAUACUACAAGCUUGCGAUUGAGAUCAGUCUCCACGCACACGAGUACCUCGCGGUGGUGACUCACUACCUCGCGAUCGUGGACAUUCUCAAGGCGCACCCAGACUUGAUGCCCUCCGCAACGGAAUACCAGCAGAUCUUGGUCGCAAUCAUCUACUUUGUGAUCUUGUCGCCAUACGACAACCUCCAAUCGGACCUCAUCAACAAAAUCAAGGUGAAUCCGCUCUUUCAGAAGGUUACCCCGCACUUUGAGUUGGUUAAAUUGUUCACAACCAAGGAGUUGACCAGGUGGCCGAUUUUACAGGAAAACUUUGACACCGUGCUCUUUGCGUCCGUGACAUUCGACCUCAAGACUGCCGCCGGCGCCCAGCACUACAAGGACUUGAAGAGUCGCGUUAUCGAGCACAACUUGCGUGUGGUGUCUGAAUACUACUCACAGAUCUCCACUAAGCGCUUGACCACUUUGUUGGACUUGACCGAAUCUGAAAGCGAGCAGUUCAUCAGUGACUUGGUCACCAAGGGCAUUAUCUAUGCUAGAAUAAACCGUCCGGCUAGAAUCAUCUCCUUCAGCAAGCCGAAGGAUCAGAACGAUCUCUUGAACGACUGGUGCAAUGACAUCGACUCGUUGUUGGACCAUGUCGAAACCAUCGGCCACAUGAUCACCAAGGAGGAGAUGAUGAACAAGAUCAAGGUCACCGGUAAGGCGUAGCUAGGUUGAAUCAAAACGAAUUAAAAGAGAUGGACAAUUCGUAGUCACGGUUGGGUCUAGAUCUCCGACUCUUAAGGACUGAGCCCUAGCCAGAGCAGUAAAUGUUGUAUCUGGGUACCUAUUUAGGAUGUCGUAAGGUUUGGGUUGAGCCCGUCUCGGGGCAUAUUCCACUUGUCUUAGAUGACUCACCUGGUGGAUAGAGGUUGUAAAACGAAUGGCCCUAUUUUACAGAGUUUGUCAAGAACAUGACAAAGCACCAGAGCAUGGAUUUUCAAACCAUCGGGCAAGACAACUACCGCAGGCUUAGGUAACGCCCAUGUUCAACUUCCCUCUGAUUGACAUACCUUACAUUUUUCCUACAACAAUAAAUUCCAUGCUCAUUUUAGUUCAGCACUGAAAAUUUUCGUUAAGAAAAGAAUGCGUUACUUAAUAAUAUG